CAGAAAUCUUCACGAUCCCCAAUCCAACGGCCACGAAUGUCUCAACCGCCAUGGCCGAUAAACUCGCUAUACCCAAGCUCGUUGGCCGUUUCCACUUUGCUUCUCUGCUCUCCGGCAGCAUCAGAGCUAGACAAAACACCAUAGCCAUAUAUAUGUACGUGCAUGCAUGUGUGUGGAUGUACGUAUGACCAUGAGGUUGCAGACAAUUUCUGUUAAUCGCCAUUCAUUGUAGGAGAAUCUCAAUUAUCGAUUUGAAAAUGGAGGGAAAAUGAAGAGGGCAGAGGCUCCGGAAAUUUGGGAGGACUCUGACUGCUGUGAAAAAUGAUCAAAAAUGAGAAAAAGUCGAACAGAUGUACAAAAACUAACCGAUCUAUUUCGAGUGCCAUCCACAGAAAACAUUAUUAAAAAAAAUAGGAGAAGGAGAAAUCAGAGCGAAGAACUUCGCGGAUCGUCGGCGAUGAUUCUGCGGAGGAGGAGAUUCAUGAGUUCCGUACAGAGAUCGAGGCGCCGAUGAGUAAGAAAAAGAAGAUGAAAUUCGAAUUAUACAAUGAGGCGGCGGAGGAGGAGGACCAAAACCCUAACGCCGUGUCCAAUUUCCGGAUUUCGGAGCCGCUGAGGGAGAUGCUGAAGGAGAAAGGCAUAGAAUCGCUGUUUCCGAUUCAGUCCAUGACGUUUAACGCCAUUCUCGAUGGCUCUGAUUUGGUUGGAAGAGCUCGCACUGGUCAGGGCAAAACAUUGGCGUUUGUGCUACCCAUAUUGGAGUCAUUGACAAAUGGUCCAGCAAAGACGAUGAGAAGAACAGGGUAUGGAAGAUCACCGAGCGUUCUUGUGCUCUUACCCACAAGAGAAUUGGCCACACAGGUGUUUGCUGACUUUGAGAUGUAUGGUGGUGUAUUAAGCUUGAAAUCAUGUUGUUUGUAUGGAGGUUCUCCCUACCAGCCACAACACAUUCAAUUGAGGAAAGGUGUAGACAUUGUUGUCGGCACACCUGGUCGCAUAAAGGAUCACAUAGAGAGAGGGAAUAUAGACUUGAGCGCGCUAAAGUUUCGAGUACUUGAUGAGGCUGAUGAGAUGCUGAGAAUGGGAUUUGUAGAAGAUGUCGAACUUAUUCUAGGCAAGGUAAAGGAUGCUAGCGAAGUUCAAACGCUUCUUUUCAGUGCUACCUUACCGGAUUGGGUCAAGCAUAUUGCCACGAAAUUCUUGAAACGAGAUAAGCAGACGGCAGAUCUUGUUGGGAAUGAGAAAAUGAAGGCCAGCACCAAUGUGAGGCAUAUUGUUCUUCCUUGCGCGACCUCUGCCAGAUCCCAACUUAUUCCUGAUAUCAUCCGUUGUUAUAGUAGCGGAGGGCGUACUAUUAUUUUUACAGAGACAAAGGAUUCUGCUUCGACACUGGCUGGAUUGCUAUGCGGCGCUCGUGCAUUGCAUGGAGAUAUACAACAGGCUACACGCGAGGUCACUCUUUCUGGAUUCAGGUCAGGGAAAUUUUCGACACUUGUUGCUACAAAUGUGGCUGCACGAGGAUUGGAUAUCGACGAUGUUCAGUUAAUUAUUCAGUGUGAACCGCCUCGAGAUGUCGAAGCAUACAUUCAUCGAUCUGGAAGGACAGGCAGGGCAGGGAAGAGUGGCGUAGCUGUAAUGCUUUAUGAUCCAAAGAAGUCGAAUUUCUCCAAGAUAGAAAGAGAGUCGGGAGUUAAAUUCGAGCACAAAUCCGCUCCUCAGCCAGCCGAUAUAGCAAAGGCUGCUGGCACAGAAGCUGCAAAGAAAAUCAUGGAGAUCUCUGAUAGUGUUGUGCCGGUGUUUAAAUCUGUCGCUGAAGAGCUGCUCACUUCAUCUGCUCUAUCGCCAUCGGAACUGCUUGCAAAGGCCCUGGCAAAGGCUGCUGGCUACACCGAGAUCAAGAGCCGAUCUCUUCUCACUUCAAUGGAGAAUUAUGUCACUGUCCUCCUCCAAUGUGGACGGCCGAUAUACACUGCAUCAUUUGCAUACGGUGUUCUUCGAAGAUUCUUGCUGGAGGAGAAGGUGAAGUUGAUCAAAGGACUUGGCUUGACAGCCGAUGGGAAUGGAGCUGUGUUCGAUGUGCCUGCAGCAGAUCUUGACAACUUCCUCGUUGGCCAGAAAAAUGCUCCCGGUGUAAGCCUAGAGGUCGUGCAAUCGUUGCCGCGCUUGCAAGAACGUGACCAUGCAAGAAGGGGACAGUCGCGGACGCGCGGUGGCGAAGGCCGGGGCGGCUUUCACGACAGGAGAGAUGGUAGGUUCUUGAGUGGACGAGGGGGAUAUCCUCCCUCUGAUCGAAGAAAUGAUAAAAUGUAUCGUGGCGGAGGCAGCAGAGGCGAUGGCGGCGGGAGGGGUGGCUUUGCUUCUUCUAUUCAGCAGGCCGAUAGAUUCUCUCGAGGCCAUGGCGGCGGCGCAAGAGGCCGGGGUGGUAAUAACAACUACCGGAAAUGGUGAAACUCUUUCAGCAUUAGUUUGAUGUUUGCAUGAGAGAAUUUAGAAUACGUAGUUGAUCAUUUAUGUUUUACUGUAUUUUAUCAAAAUAUUUUUAUUUUGGCUGCUAGUUUAUGUACUUUUCGAUCAUUUAUUUAGAGCAGGCUACAUCCUUUUUUCGGUUUUUUCUGAUUGAGACAAAGACAAUCAAUAGGGCGGAGUCGUUUAAUGAUCCGAUGUUUUUAAGGUUCGGUUUUAGUUUUAGUUUCAAGGUGCUUCGGCCGUGAAUUGCCAGUUCGAACCAGUGGUUGGUUUAGACCUUUUUUUUCGUAAAAGAGCCCAAAAAAAAGUUGAACUUGUGGCAGUUGACCUCUGUGCGAUCGUAUAUCUUCGAC
Messenger RNA from Andrographis paniculata, 2819 nucleotides. RefSeq names its product DEAD-box ATP-dependent RNA helicase 7-like. The record is from RefSeq and is a predicted model, not a curated record. The coding region runs from base 511 to 2448 and encodes 645 amino acids. Lineage: Eukaryota; Viridiplantae; Streptophyta; Magnoliopsida; Lamiales; Acanthaceae. The transcript has 14 exons. Gene Ontology annotation, molecular function: helicase activity; RNA binding; ATP binding.